This is a messenger RNA of Labrus bergylta (ballan wrasse), 1353 nucleotides long. Its product is annotated as Ferritin light chain, oocyte isoform-like. Gene Ontology annotation, cellular component: cytoplasm. Gene Ontology annotation, molecular function: ferric iron binding; ferrous iron binding. Gene Ontology annotation, biological process: iron ion transport; intracellular iron ion homeostasis. NCBI's taxonomy places the organism in Eukaryota, Metazoa, Chordata, Actinopteri, Labriformes, Labridae. The record is from RefSeq and is a predicted model, not a curated record.
AGUUGAUCCAUGCGUGCUAAAUUUAUCCUCUGUUGACGGCCGACUGGAAGAGGACGCGUUUCACUACCGUACGUUACGUUUUAUCUUCAUUAUCUCUAAUCUGAUUUGGCUCUGCCGGUCGGUGAUUGUGUCCCGACUCCUCUCCUCCUCCUGGAUAUUUUAGUGAGCGGGUGGUGUCAUGGCUGAGCCCGCGGGAAAGCGGUUGAAGAGCAGCCUGCCGCUGUGCAGAGCGCACCGGAGCUCCGGGGGCAGCCGGGCCAGACACAACCUGCAGGCCGCCGUGGAGGAGGCUCUCUGCGGGGUGAGCAGCCUGCUGUGGGACGGAGCGUACCGGCUGAAGGCUCUGGCCAGUGUGUUCGAGCGGGACGAUGUCGCUCUGCCCCGUGUCGCUUCUUUCUUCCACCAGGAGGCGCUAAAGCAGGAGGAGGAGGCCGAGGCCAUGAUGGGAUACCUGGCUGAGAGGGGGGGCAACUUCUGCAACAAGGACAUUCAGAAGCCGGGCUGCGAGGUGGUCCUCGCCGUGUUACCCGCUCUGGAGCUGCUGAUGCUCCAGCUGAAGGAGGAGGCCGACGUCCUGGUCGCUCUGAGCCAGCUAGCCCGUCACCACGGAGACCCGCACACUGCCAGUUUUGUGAAGAGUCACUUCCUGUCUCCUCGAACGGACCGACUCAAGCUAAUCGGAGACCUGCUCACCAGCGCCCGGCGGCUGGGCUGCACCAAUGACCAAACAGCGGGGGGGUUCGAGUACAUGCUGAAUGAGCUGCAGGACGAGCUCACAAGAUGAUCGAGCUCUAACAGUCGAAGAGGAAGACUUGAUUUGACCGAGAACAAUGUUCGAUUUCAUGAUUUUCUGAAGGACCAGCACAACAUCUUUAGACACCAGCUCGACAAAGAGCAGCCAUGAAAAAUUAUUUGGUUUCCUAUCGUAGAAGGAUGAUGUAAUCCGACUGGCAAUUGGGAAUUUCUGACUUCCGAGAUCAAAUGGAACGACCCAAGAAGGUUGGAGAGGGAGGGGUUAAUGACGCUACAAUGCUAACUGCUGUAAAUGUAAAAAAUGUUUUCAUUUCUACACUCCUUCAGAGACAAAGAUAAAAAAAAAAAGACAGGAAUUGGAAAACUGUUAUCCAAAGAAAUCUUGUGAAAUCCUUUCCUGUAAGAUAUGUUUUUUAAAACGCUUUAAGGAAAUCAAACGUUUUUUUACUAAAUAAAGGGAGUUUGAUUCUAUUUUAAACAUCCGUGAAGACAAAGAACAAAAUAGGACACAAUAUAGUUCCCAAAAAAAGGUCACAUAUUCUGUAAAAUCCACUUCACCAUGUUUCUCUAACUCUAAUGUGUCUCCGUCUACAAACCCCC